Messenger RNA from Pelobates fuscus (common spadefoot toad), 1182 nucleotides. Its product is annotated as intestinal mucin-like protein. The record is from RefSeq and is a predicted model, not a curated record. Bases 232 to 834 code for a protein of 200 amino acids. The transcript is spliced from 8 exons. Lineage: Eukaryota; Metazoa; Chordata; Amphibia; Anura; Pelobatidae.
CAACCACAUAUAAGGACACAAUCAACAUAUGGAUAUCCACCAUCUACUGCAUCAUCUGCUGUUUACAAACAGACAUCUCAAGCAAAUACUUUUUCGACUGGGAAAACUUCUACAGAGCAGUCAGGUGUCUGUUUGUUCAAUGGCUCUACUAUUGCGGUGGGAUCAAAUGUGACAUAUGAAAAAGAUAACUGUGAAGUCUGUGAGUGCAUAACAACCUCAAAUAGACCUGUUAUGGCAUGCAAGCCAAUAGUAUGCCAGGAAAACUGUCAACCUGGAUAUACAUAUGUUACAAAAGAUUCAAAAUGCUGUGGAGAAUGUGUAAAGACAUCGUGUCUGCUAAAUGACACAGUGGUGAUCGAGCCUGGAAAUUUAUGGAGGCCCUCUGGAGAUAAGUGCACUUUUUAUGAAUGUGAACCUGGCACAUUAAUGGUUGUCAAGAAGGUUGUUGUUUGCCCAGAGGAAAGUUCUGUAACAUGUGAAGAGGGUACAUUUGUUGAAUUUACGAGCUCUGAUAAAUGUUGUAAGACACUUAUAUGUGUCCGUGAUACAUGUAGUUUAAAGACAACAUGGGCGAUUAUGGAACAACAGGGCUGUGUAGCCAAUGUCUCUCUAACACACUGUGAAGGUCUCUGCAGCUCCACCUCCAGCUACUCCACUUUUUCAAAAAACAUGAAACAUGGCUGCUCCUGUUGCCAAGAGUCAAGUAUCAGCAUAAAGAACAUUCAACUACAGUGUAAAGAUGGGACCAACAUUGAUUAUAGCUAUCAUGAUGUAGAACAAUGCCGUUGCCAUACGACCGAUUGUGUUCCUUUAGAAUCUAACAGUGUGAUGUAAAGAACACUAUAAUAGCCAACAUUUAUAAUCUAACAGAUAUGUUAUAUGUUUGCUGCAAUGAAUUACAAUUGUGACAACGAUAAUAACAAAAACUGUUAAACUCACAUAAGAAAAUGUAAUUUAGAAAAUAAGUUGUGAUUCUGAAAUACUUUGCUUCAGUUAUAUGUUCAGGUAAAAAUACUUAAGAACAAUCUUCGUAACAUGCUCAAAAUAGUGAUAAUGCAGCUAUGCAGAAACAGUUUUCUAAAAAUCAAACAGAAUAAAAUGUUUUUAAGCACUUUAAUUUAGUGAGUUGUAUCUAUGUGUUUGUGGUUUAUAUGCAACGUUAAAACUCAAACUAUACCUGCU